AUGUCGGACGACGGGACAAGAAGUCGGCGGGCGGAGUCGUCACGCCAAGGUACGUACCUUCCCUUUCAGCAUCCCACUCGGAUUGCCCCCACAGACCGGACCGGCCAACCAAACGGACGCGAGGCUGCCGCUGCUGCUCGUAAGCCCCGAGGCAGCUCCAGGCUUUCAUCAUCAUCAUCAUCAUCAACCGAACUCGCAAACCUCCACCGCACAUUGCCCAUCACCAUCCUCCCACUUCACGCUGCACCAGCACGAGACACCACCGCAGAUUUCCCCCCUCGUCCCCCCGCCAGGAUGUCCAUGCGCAUCGUCCCCGCAAACUCCAACCCGGAGUCCUUCACACACACAUCACACACCUCGUCCGCCCCCUCCGCCCCCGGCAUCCACGACACUCUCCGUCACGGCGUCGGCCAGUCACCCUACGACGCGGCCACCAAUAAGCCCGCGUCGGCACACCCCCUCGAAGCCCGCCUCAAGAACUGGGAAGCGACACAGGAGGCUGUUCGGAUGGAAUCUUUCCGUCGCACAUUCGGCAUCGCUGAGCCCGUCCGUCGAGGCAUGGAGCUGAAGAUUGUCAGAGACAGCGAGUGGCGGCCCUUGGCGCUGGGCAACGGCCUGGCCAGCGUCCAUGAGGAUAUUUUGAAGGCGCGAGAAGAUAUGAUUACUUGGGAGGAUGUCUUCACUGGCGAGGAGACGAGGGGUGUGCCCGCGGUUCACGAUGAAAUGGAGAAGAAGCUCAAAAUUCAGUAG
Messenger RNA from Metarhizium album ARSEF 1941, 750 nucleotides. RefSeq names its product proteasome maturation factor. Gene Ontology annotation, cellular component: nucleus; cytoplasm. Gene Ontology annotation, biological process: proteasome assembly. The transcript is spliced from 3 exons. Lineage: Eukaryota; Fungi; Ascomycota; Sordariomycetes; Hypocreales; Clavicipitaceae. The coding region runs from base 1 to 750 and encodes 249 amino acids. The record is from RefSeq and is a predicted model, not a curated record.